Messenger RNA from Drosophila takahashii, 1241 nucleotides. RefSeq names its product Odorant receptor 42b (gene Or42b). Gene Ontology annotation, cellular component: plasma membrane. Gene Ontology annotation, biological process: sensory perception of smell; detection of chemical stimulus involved in sensory perception of smell. The record is from RefSeq and is a predicted model, not a curated record. NCBI's taxonomy places the organism in Eukaryota, Metazoa, Arthropoda, Insecta, Diptera, Drosophilidae. Gene Ontology annotation, molecular function: odorant binding; olfactory receptor activity.
AUGGUCUUUAAGCUAAUACGACCUGCUCCGCUCACGGAGCAAAAGCGGUCUCGCGAUGGCUGCAUUUAUCUGUACCGGGCCAUGAAGUUCAUCGGGUGGCUGCCACCGAAGGAGGGCGUGAUGCGAUAUUUGUACCUUACCUGGACGCUGAUGACGUUCGUGUGGUCCACAACGUAUCUGCCGCUGGGCUUUCUUGGUAGCUACAUGACGCAGAUCAAGUCCUUCUCCCCAGGCGAGUUUCUUACAUCGCUUCAGGUGUGCAUCAAUGCCUACGGUUCCUCGGUGAAGGUGGCCAUUACAUACUCGAUGCUCUGGCGCCUGAUCAAGGCCAAGAGUCUGCUGGACCAGCUGGACCUUCGCUGCACCACCAUGGAGGAGCGCGAGAAGAUCCACCGAGUGGUGGCGCGCAGCAACCACGCCUUCCUCAUCUUCACCUUCGUCUACUGCGGAUAUGCGGGCUCCACCUACCUUAGCUCUGUGCUGAGCGGACGACCGCCAUGGCAGCUGUACAACCCGUUUAUCGACUGGCAUGACGGCACUCUGAAGCUCUGGGUGGCCUCCACUCUCGAGUACGUGGUGAUGUCAGGCGCCGUACUGCAGGAUCAACUAUCGGACACGUAUCCGCUCAUUUACACCCUCAUUCUCCGCGCCCAUUUGGACAUGCUGAGGGAGCGUAUCCGACGACUUCGAUCCGACGAGACAAUGAGCGAGGCCGAGAGUUACGAGGAACUUGUUAAAUGUGUAAUGGACCACAAGCUGAUUUUGAGAUUCUGCUCAAUCAUCAAACCAGUUAUUUCUGGGACAAUCUUCACACAGUUUCUAUUGUGUGGCCUGGUUUUGGGCCUGACGCUGAUCAAUGUGUUUUUCUUCUCGGACAUCUGGACUGGCAUCGCCUCCUUUAUGUUUGUCAUAACCAUUCUGCUGCAGACGUUCCCCUUCUGCUACACCUGCAACCUCAUUAUGGAGGACUGCGAGUCCCUGACCCACGCCAUCUUUCAGUCCAACUGGGUAGAUGCCAGUCGCCGCUACAAGGCAACGCUAAUGUAUUUCCUUCAAAAUGUGCAGCAGCCUAUCGUAUUCAUUGCUGGCGGCAUCUUUCAGAUAUCCAUGAGCAGCAACAUAAGUGUAGCAAAGUUUGCUUUCUCUGUGAUAACCAUUACCAAGCAAAUGAACAUUGCCGACAAAUUUAAGACAGACUGAGCUAAUGGUCGUACAAAUAAUAUUUUUGAGUCAAUUUUUUC